AUAUAUUGCUACCCUUUUCCUUUAUUAACACCUUAAUAACUUGAUAAGUCACAAGUCUUAAGCCCUACCCUAUUUAUUUCUUAGUUCUUACCCAUCUUUUUAAUUAACUUUCUCAAACCAACCCUUUUCUUUCCCAUCUCUCUUUCAACUUCUUCAUUUUCCACAAACAUGGAUCAUAAACCUCAACCUCAAAAAACCAUACAAAAUUUACCAAAAAUACAUCAACAAAACAUAUCAGAAUCAAAUCUAGAUUUGGGUCUGGGUCCGAAUCUGAGUCUGAAUAUAAAUCCAAAACAAAAUAUUAAGAAUCUCAAUACAAAAAGCACCAUUACUAAUGAUAAUCUUAACAAGAAAAAACCAAUAUGGGAUUGUGGGAGUUCUCUUUACGAUUCCUUCGAGCUCAACUCGUUCCAAAAACAGCUUAACUCAGCUAUAAUCAACUCUUCUAGAACCUUCUCCAUGCCACGGCUUCCAUCAGAAGAUCACCGGGCCCCACCAGUAACACCGUCGAAGAAGUCAAAACUUUCCAGAUCAUUCCAGAAGCUUCUAAAGUCUGUAUUUAGGGCCCAUAAUAAGUCAAGUAAUACUUCUAAGAGUACCGAUCAUGAUCAAGAGUAUUAUGAUAGUAGCAGUCCUGAUCCAUGGUAUUUGGAUCAUGAUCAUGAUCAAGAUCAUUAUGAUCAUUCUAUACAAGAAAAGGAUAAAGGGGUAGAGAAUGGAAGGUAUUUUGUUGUCUUUGAAAAGCCCAAUGGGCUUUCAACUAUUCCUGAAGUUCCGGAAGUUGGACUUUCUCCUGAGAUUAAGUCGUUGGUCACCAAAACGAUGUCGGAUCGUUUCAGUUUCAGACCUUCUAACGGUAUUUACUGUGUUUAAUUAAUCCUAGUGAUUAGAGUAUAUGUAAUAUUAUAAUUUUUAUUAUAGUUAAUGUUAAUAUUAUAUGUGUCGUUAUUAUUGAUUUAAAAAUCAAUAACUAUAUGAUUGAUUAGGAUUUUAACGUAAGCUUCAAUCACAAAUAAUGUCUAAAAUUUGUUGUGUUACUAUAUGAAUUAUGAUCAUAGGCUAAUUACGCUAGUAUUAGCCUAUUAUAUAAAUGUAAUUUUGAUUGAAAUAUUUGCUUUAUUUAUCACUUUGAAUUUGCACCAUAUUAAUAAAAGAAACCCUUAUAUUUUAAUUUAUAUAUACAGUGCAAAUUCAAAGUUAAAAAAAAGGUAUAUUCCUAUUAAUAAAAUUUGGGUGGUCAAUGUAUGUAUAAAGUUUGUAAUAAUGUACUAUUCUCGGUUUAAUUUUUAAUUGAUAAUCUCACUUUAAUAAAAA
This is a messenger RNA of Amaranthus tricolor (Joseph's coat), 1314 nucleotides long. RefSeq lists its product as uncharacterized. NCBI's taxonomy places the organism in Eukaryota, Viridiplantae, Streptophyta, Magnoliopsida, Caryophyllales, Amaranthaceae. The transcript has a single exon. Bases 169 to 873 code for a protein of 234 amino acids. The record is from RefSeq and is a predicted model, not a curated record.